Messenger RNA from Microplitis mediator, 1907 nucleotides. RefSeq lists its product as uncharacterized. Lineage: Eukaryota; Metazoa; Arthropoda; Insecta; Hymenoptera; Braconidae. Bases 1396 to 1875 code for a protein of 159 amino acids. The record is from RefSeq and is a predicted model, not a curated record. The transcript is spliced from 3 exons.
UUUUUAUUAAAUGUAUUGAUUUAUCGAGUAGGAUAAGUACUUACACGAAUGCACUGGUUUUAUAGAGAAUAAUAAAUCUAGAUAAUAAAAAAAUACUUUUAGUUUGUCGGUUGUUUUAUUUAUUGAAUAAUAUAAAAAAUGAAGUAGUAUAUACUUAUAUACUUAUACCUAUAUAGUGGAGAAAGCAGAUUGAUCUACUGAACAAGUGUGAUGAUACGAGACAAUAUACUUUUGUAUGAAUAAAAAAUAACCAAUUGGCUGAGACUACUCUUAUCUCUGCAAUGCGCUAUACAUCUUAUAGUUUAAUGCCAAGGUCACGGAUGCACGCCAAAGUUUUUACUCACUAAAAAGAUAAAUCCCGCUGCACGCGAUGGUAUUUUACGACACUAUAAACUCCCUAUAAGAUCUUGAUAAUUGCAGUGAUAAAAAAUUGAAAAAACUAUUGAAUAAUAAACGAAAUGCCAGACUCGCUUCAAAGAUAAAAAAAAAAGUGGAGCGAAAGCUCGAUUUCUUAGAUCUUGAUCACUUUGAAGAGGGUUUAUGUAGUGUUGAGCCACCCAAUGUGGGCGUGAGAAGUAGAAAAAAAAAGUUAAGUAAAGAAAAGAAAAGAAAGAAAGAAAGAGGAAUGAAAGCUCUUACGGGUCACGUAUCCAGGUUCUGACCUACUUACACUUCUGACGUUCCGGGAAUAAUACCGAUGCAUCAUGCGCUAAACUUUGUUUCAAUACUGACAAACCACCGACAAACUGUUUCUACACUAGUUUUGUUUAAUUAUAUAGUAAAUAGUGAGAUUUUAAUUGCAUCCAAAAGCUAUAUCGAAUGUUAAAAAAAGAAAAAAAAAAUGAAAAAAAAAAAGAAAAAAAAUUGACUGUUAUCGAGCAACGUCAGGCAGUUGUCAAAAUUUCAUGGGUUUUGCUAUUUAUUAAUUUUUUUUUUUACACUAUUUUUAUUUGCCACUUUGUGAAUUAUUUGGCGUGAUAAGUGGGUGUGUGACCCCACUGUAAAUUUAAAGGCGACGAAAUAAUGCGGUAGACGCAAUUCCUGAUCAUAAAUAUUAUUUAUAAUCAAAAUUAACGAUACAAGUAUACAAGUAUACAAGUGGCUGAAUCAGUUAUUGGUUGUGCUGUUUAAAUUUAUCGCUACUAAAAAAUAUUAAAUUGCUUAUUUAAAUAAUCAACUGACGAAUAAUCAUCUUAAAUUUGAAUUUCAUAUCGGCAAUAAAAUUUAAUACUUAACUAUUUAUUAUCUAUAAUCUAUAAAUUAAUUCGUGGCUCGAUAGGAGAUUAAAAUGAAUGAAUAGCCGUAAAAAUUGCUGACGAAAGAUAAAUAAAAGUAUUUAUAAUUAUUAUUUAAAAAUCAAUUAUAGAGAAACUAUUUUAAAUUAACGGCCAUUCUAUGUUUCGAACUAUUGAACGACCUGUUAGUUAUAAACAUCGUGCAAGACAGUGGAUUAAUAAGAUGUUAUUUCUUUGGACACAUGAACAAGCGCCAAGUCAUAAGGGUAAUGACUGGUUCACUUGGCUGACGACAGCUGCAUUUUUUUGGACAUGCCGACGUCCAAUACUCAGAGCAAUACGUGCAGUAUCACCGCUACGUUUUAUUCGUAGUCAUGUUCCGUCACGACUGCGUUCAAUCAAGCGAACUAAAGCGCUGGUUCUAUCCCCAGCACAGGUUCAUCGCCAGAGUUUAAUUUUGCAUCCGAAACUGUCAGUGACAACUGGUAUCAGGACAAAAGUUAAGCGACUGGGAACCGGCGACGGGCCUCAUUUAACAGCAUGUACAAAUGUCAAUCAAAUUAAUCAAAAAAUCUACUACAGAGUCACCAGGAGUGGUCGUGUUUAUGGAACGUACCCCAAUAAAGUCGCGUCUUGUUAAAAUAUUACCUUAAUUUAUUUUUUUUUAACCGA